Rattus rattus (black rat) is the source of this 882-nucleotide messenger RNA. It is a transcript of the gene Sapcd1, whose product is annotated as suppressor APC domain containing 1. The record is from RefSeq and is a predicted model, not a curated record. Bases 64 to 507 code for a protein of 147 amino acids. The transcript is spliced from 4 exons. NCBI's taxonomy places the organism in Eukaryota, Metazoa, Chordata, Mammalia, Rodentia, Muridae.
GGAUGGGUAGAAGAUGGGUUGGGGAGGGACCAGCCCUGGCUCCGCCCUUCCCACUUGAGAGCCAUGGAGAGCCCAGGUCCUGGUGAACUACCCCUGGUGCAAGCGCCCUACACUGUUCUGCUGCUACCCCUGGGGACAAGCCGUCAAGACCCAGGGGCCCAGAACUUCUUCCUCUGGCUGCAGAUGAUGCAGGCUCUGGAGAGGGAACAAGAUGCUCUGUGGCAGGGCCUGGAGCUGCUGGAGCAUAGCCAAGCCUGGUUUGCAGACCGUCUGAGGGAAACACAGCAACGGCAGCUGCAGCUGGGGGCCCUUGGUGAGGGCUUUCUGAUGGACUCACACUCAGAGACCGCCGCCCCUCAGCUAACCAGGAUUCAAAAGGUGAAUGCUUGUUUGCGCAGUCUGAUUCAGAAGGAGUUGUCAAAGCAGCAGGAAGGAGUCAGCCAGCGAACGGGAGAGGUGGUCAGCCAGGCUCCCCCACCAGGAGCAAAGGGGCCUACCCUUGUGUAAACCCUCCCCUCCCUGCACUGGUGUAAGGAGUGGGGUUGGAGUCAGAGUCCCCUGCCCCUGCCCCCCUCAUCUAUUUAAUCUUCAUUCAGCAGCCAGUGGCUCCAGGCUGAGAAAUUCAGACAACUCAGUAGAGUGUUCCUGCAACUCCUAAAAGUGUCCACCGCACCUCCUUGCCGUCCCUUGCCCUCCCUCUCCCCCAUGCCACGUACAAAGCCCUGUCUUUCUUCAGUGUAUUUGGGGAGGAGGCGUGAUCAAGGAGACUCUCCUUCAGCUUGAAGCAAAACUAAGCUAAAAAAGCUGCCCUGGAAUUUAAAGGAAAAUUGUACUUUCUGGUGCCCCUGCCCUGCUCUGCUUCUGGAAUAAACAGCAGCUCUU